AUGGGCUGCAUUUGCUCUAAAGGAGUACGAACAAACGAUGAUUUCAUCGAGACGAAUCAUGUAAGUAUUGCAAAAGACAACCUUAAAACCUCCAAGAAACAAUCUUCUUCCUCUAGAAACAACGACAAUGUAGAUCCCGAGGAAUCGAUCGUUAAUGGUAACGAAGCCACAGUGAGGCUAAUACCUAGUGAUACCAAGAAUGUCUUCUCUGAUGACGAAGAUGAGGAGAAGAAGGAGAGGAAAUCUUGUGAAUCAGUGUUGCAAAAAGGAUCAACUAUGGAGUUAGGUGAUAAUGUAGGACCAUUACAACCUAGAAUGAGUAGAAUUGGUAGUGUUACUAAUGGAGAAAGAGCAGCUAGGGUUAUUGCUGGUUGGCCUUCAUGGUUAGUUUCAGUUGCUGGUGAAGCAAUCAAUGGUUGGAUUCCUCGUAGUGCUGAUUCCUUCGAGAAGUUGGAGAUGAUCGGGCAAGGGACGUAUAGCAAUGUGUACAGAGCUCGUGAUCUUGAAACAAACCAAAUAGUUGCAUUAAAGAAGGUUCGGUUUGCUAAUAUGGAUCCUGAGAGUGUUCGGUUCAUGGCGAGAGAAAUAAUCAUUCUUCGUAGGCUUAACCAUCCAAACGUUAUGAAACUCGAAGGGAUUAUCAUUUCUAAGGCUCCGGGGAGUAUGUAUCUUAUAUUUGAAUAUAUGGACCACGAUCUCUCAGGCCUUGCUUCAACCCCUGGGAUUAAGUUCUCUCAGGCACAGAUUAAAUGCUAUAUGAAACAAUUGCUGCUUGGCUUAGAACAUUGCCAUAGCUGUGGUGUGUUGCAUCGUGACAUCAAGGGCUCAAAUCUUCUGCUUGAUCGUAAUAAUAAUCUCAAGAUUGGUGAUUUUGGUCUUUCUAACUUUUACCGGGGUCAGCGAAAGCAGCCUCUGACUAGCCGUGUUGUGACAUUGUGGUACCGACCUCCUGAACUCCUGCUCGGUUCAACAGACUAUGGAGUUACAGUUGAUCUGUGGAGUACAGGAUGCAUACUUGCUGAACUCUUCACUGGAAAGCCUCUUCUGCCCGGAAGAACCGAGGUAGAACAGAUGCACAAGAUCUUUAAACUCUGUGGAUCACCUUCUGAGGAAUAUUGGAGAAGAUCACGGUUGCGACAUGCAACUAUCUUUAAACCUCAACAUCAGUACAAGCGAUGUGUGGCUGAUACGUUAAAGGAUCUUCCUCCUUCUGCUUUGGCCCUCCUUGAGGUUCUUCUAGCUGUAGAACCAGAUGCACGUGGAACCACAUCUUCUGCCCUUCAAAGCGAGUUCUUUAUGACAAAACCUUUUCCAAGCGAGCCAUCAAGUUUACCGAGAUAUCAGCCAAGGAAAGAAUUUGAUGCCAAGCUUCGAGAAGAGGAAGCAAGACGAAGGAAAGGGGCGAGCAGUAAACAGAACGAACCGAAACGAUUGUCUAGAGAAUCUAAAGCUGUACCAGAUCCCAGUGCCAAUGCCGAAUUGAGGGCAUCAAUACAGAAACGACUCGGGGAGACUAAACUGACAAGCGUGAGUGAGAAGUUCAAUCCUGAGGGAGAUUCUGGCUCUGGCUUCCGGAUGGAGCCACUGAAGGGUAUUACCGCACAAAAUCCCAACCCAAAUUACACAAACGGAGACAAUCAUCCUAACGGAUCAAGCCAACUGAAAACACAAAGGUCUUAUGUCCAACGCGGGGCAGCCCAAUUGUCAAGAUUCUCUAACUCGGUAGCACCUGCUAGAGAUGGAUCACAGUUUGGAAGUGUGAGACAUGCUAUAGUGGAUCAACGCUGGCUUGAAGAUGGUUCAAUGAAUUUCAAUUUGUCCCAAAGAUUGCUUGAGAAACCCAAUGGUUUGAGGAAAGAAGACCACUCAUCCUCUAGUAAAGAAACGAUAAUGAGUUAUGAUGGUGAGAAGAAAGAGAGGAUUCAUUACUCAGGACCAUUGCUUCCAGGAGAAGGAAACUUAGAUGAAAUGUUGAAAGAACAUGAAAGACAGAUCUUGUUGGCUGUACGCAGAGCUCAAGCUGAUAAGGCUAAAAGGGACGAUAACAGACAGGCCCGAACCCUGUUUCCAACUAAUGGAAGGUGA
Messenger RNA from Arabis nemorensis, 2085 nucleotides. The record is from the annotation of a GenBank genome assembly. Lineage: Eukaryota; Viridiplantae; Streptophyta; Magnoliopsida; Brassicales; Brassicaceae.